GCAGCACACACUGCACAGAUUCAUCCCUUUGGCAGCCAUAGGUCCCCGUGUUUCUGGAAUAAAGGAAGGAAGUGGCAGAAGAACAGCCGGCUUUUGAAGGUUGGCACCCGGCUCCCAGUCACCAUAGACGGUUAGAGCCAGUCAGAAGCCUCCUUCCUCCUGUCAGAGAGAGCCCACCCUCCGGAUGUCGGCGAAUCCGAAACCCCGCCCACCAUUAAAGAAACAGCCUUCUUUCUCCGACUCCUCGACAUGGAGGCAGACAGUGUGAGCAUAUGGCCACGCAUGGAACCCUUCUUACUGGGUGCCCUGCAGGUGGCUCCCUCCUCCAAACUCAGUCUGCACUACCUUCGUAAGAUGGCGAUCUACGUGCGAACACGGGACGGAUGCUUCCCCAUUUUGGGCUGGCCCAUGUGGAAGCAUAUUGCCUGUGGAAAGCUACAGCUUCCAGAAGACCUCGCAUGGCUCUACUUUGAGACCUUUGACCUUCUUAUAGGCCACACACCGGAGGAGAGGCUGGAGUGGGCAGAGUGUCUUUCACAGUGCUCUUCUAAAAGCGAGCUGGACCAACAAAGGAACAAGUUGUCUGUGGACACGGUGCAGUUCCUCCUCUUCCUCUACAUCCAGCAGCUGAACCGCAUGUCUCUGCGCACCUCUCUGAUCGGUGAAGAGUGGCCCAGUCACCGCACUCGCUCCCCCUCUCCGUCAGAGCGAGAGGCCAAGACCAGCUCCCAGAACAAGAACUGGGACGAUCAGGCCCACCUGUCGUUUGUGCAAAGCCAUCUAGCUGAGAUUGUGGAGCUGCUGGUGGAGCCUGGCCAACUGUCACAAUCUGGACAGGCCCUCAGAGAUUGCCAGAUAUCUCUGGAGGCCGUGCGGAGCUUGGGCCUGCUCUUGGAGGGCUCGACCUGCCACGGCCGAGCCGUUCAGCCCGUCCACAGGCUGCUGACCAAAGGUCUACUCCAGGCGCAGUCCGGCUACUCCACACUCAGCCGCUCCUUCGCCCUGCACAAGCUGCUCUCGUGUCUCCAGCACAACCUCACACUGAACCCCUUUGGGAUGACUGCCUGCCUGCGAUCAGGCAAGAAACUAGCCUGGGCUCAACAAGUGGAAGGGACCAUGAAGAGAGCCAAAAUAGCCCGAAACACCCACAUGGCUCCACCUGGCAGUAAGAUGGUUCUGAUGUCGCAGAUCUUCAAACAGACCCUGGCAAAAACCUCCGACAAGCUGACCGGAGCCAACAUCAAAAUCCACAGAUGCUCAGACUCCUUCAUAUACCUCCUCUCCCCUCUCAGAUCCGUCAGCGUGGACAAAUGCCGGGACUGCACAGUGGUUCUGGGACCCGUUGAGACCAGCGUCCACAUCCACAGCUGCCAAAACCUGCGGGUGGUGUGCGUGGCCGGCAGGAUUGCCGUCGGAGUCUCCUCCCGUUGCACUAUCUUCGCCUUAACGCCCACCUACCCCUUGCUCCUACCUGGAAACACAGACAUUACACUGGCGCCUUACCACACCUCCUACCCCUCCCUGGAGGAUCACAUGGCCAGCGUGGGGCUGGCUGUGGUCCCCAAUGCCUGGGAUCGACCCUUGCUCCUGGGGACGGAGGGCCUCGCCAACAUGUCAUCCAACCCGGACCCUGCCUGCUACCGGCUGCUGCCCCCGGCUGAGUUUCACACACUGGUUGUGCCUUUCCAGAUGGAGGGGGACACGUGCGAGGUGCCGGGAGGAUUGCCUCCUCCGUAUCAGGCGGCGAUGGACGAAAAGCAGAAGAGGAUACAGAACUGGCAGAGGACCGUGGUGGAGGCCCGGCUGAACAAGGAGCAGAAGCGCCAGUUCCAGGAGUUGGUGGAGGUCAAGUUCCACGAAUGGCUUCUGGCGACGGGGCACAGACAGGAACUCGACAGCCUCAUCCCACCCACCAUGGCCUCUUUAAAGGACUCCAACGGGCCGGCAGUGGACACGUCCCGAGUUCACGAUGCCAAACAUAUUAGGACGGGACAGUCACCUAUGCCUUGUUGAACUGUUGGGUUACUCUGGUUCGGAGCAUAAUGUAGCUUGAGUGUCUUCCUGACAGUUCCUGUAAGUUCAAAAACAAACAGACAAGUGUGUUUAGUGCCAGUAUUAUUGGACAGUAUGCGCGUGGUUAUUUACACCCCGCUCUGGUAAGUCCGGAGCUUCACAAGUCCUGAGGAAAAAGGCAGCUAUGUCCAGGCCAAGUAGGGAGUGGAUUGGCGUGUUGUGAACCAGCUGCAGGCACCCCUUACUUUGCAGAGAGCUUUAGACACGGGUGCACAGGGUGUGUCGCCACAGACAUUUUGAAAAAGACUUGGAUUUGAGUUUACGGCUGAAAAUCUAAAUCUGGUCGAGAUUACCUUUGGUGCAGCUGAGUACCGAUUGACUUUCUGCUGAGAAACCUCUGUUUCGCCCUAAAACGCGUUUUCUUGAAGCACCAAUGGCUCUUUAAUUCACUUCUUGUGUCGGAGGUUUUGGAGUCUGCAUUUAGUGACCAUUAGAGGAGCUUGAACUUGAACAUGAACAUGAGCACUCUUCUUUAGGCUCUCUGCUGUGGCUCACGCUCCUGGAGAACCAUGACUGCUGUAAACACUUGGGCUCUCUUCUAUACAGCCGGGAGACAUUGUCACCAUUUCUUCCCAAACUGUGCCCAGCAUACGACAUGCUACUUUCUGUAAAUAAAAACAUGGAGAAUGUAGAUGCUAAAUAACUGUAGCACUUUGGGUAUUAAGGACAUGUUAGUGCACAAACAGCUACUAGCUCAGGUCAUAGUAUAUUUGUGUUUUAUAGAAUAUAAAAUAUAAAAAGAAAAAUAGGAAUAAAGUGUUUUCUAUUAUGGGACAAAAAGCACGGAAUAUAGACAUAAUUUCUCGUAGGUACGUGAUACCGUCCAAACUGCCAGACUUGAUGUGGCUAAAAGAGGAAGUUGACACUUCUACAUGGCCCCGCAUCGGCUAAAUCCUUCAAGCAAGACGCCUUUUAUUUGCCAGACCCCAAUUAUUUCUGUUGUUUAUGCUGCAUUUGGCUUUUGAUUCCCUGUGUAUCACACACUAAGCGCUUCGAGGCGGCUUUCUCGCCCUCAAAACAGUCUAACUCAAUAAGUAAACGCGGGUUACACUUUACUUGACUUCUUUUAAGUGUCAUGACAAGAUAGGGUCAGGGUUCAUGACAGUGUCAUGUCACGCUCAUGUAGCUAUUGUCACCUAAAAGUUGAACUCUUACGUAGGAGUUAAAAUUUGGUUUUGGCCAACAACGUCCAGAAAAAAGAGUCCCCUUGUCUUUCCGAGCUUCGGUAGAUCCGAGCUGUCGGAAGGAGAUGUUUGCUCUAAGAUCCGUGACUGCUGUGUGGUGCAACGUGACGCCUGGUGCAGUGACUCGGAUACAAUUUAUCCUUAACUUUCCUCAGGAUAGCCCAUUUGCAAAAUGAACAAACCUGUGGUCAGUUUGCAGAACAGAUGUCUAAAUGUUUAUUUUUGUAUAAAUAUGUAUAUUUUAGCAUUAUAGUAAGAUUAUUUUUCAUAAAUCUAGCCCGCCUUCUAGGUUUAGCAUUUGAUACCUCCAAGUGUACUUUAGCCCGUUAGCUUCCUGGUUGCGCUCUUUACAACACGCUAACGUCUGAGUUUUCAGAUUGGGACGUUACGCACAACACACCUGCUGCAUGGGACUUCAGUGCAACAAUUUAAUAAGUUAUGGGAAGUUAGGGGACGAUGGACUUGAU
This is a messenger RNA of Etheostoma spectabile (orangethroat darter), 3724 nucleotides long. It is a transcript of the gene tbccd1, whose product is annotated as TBCC domain containing 1. Gene Ontology annotation, cellular component: spindle pole centrosome. The coding region runs from base 250 to 2013 and encodes 587 amino acids. Gene Ontology annotation, biological process: maintenance of centrosome location; maintenance of Golgi location. The transcript is spliced from 9 exons. The record is from RefSeq and is a predicted model, not a curated record. NCBI's taxonomy places the organism in Eukaryota, Metazoa, Chordata, Actinopteri, Perciformes, Percidae.